GUCAUGUUUUGUGUACAAACAAAGGUAGUUUUCCGUGAAGCUACUGUAAAUAUCUUGUUGGCAACCUAAAUAAUAAGUCCCUUAGUUUAUCAGUUAGUACAUCGUUAAUUUAAUAAAUUAAUUACAAUGUCCCUGAUAUUGUCCAGUUCGGUUCACCACUAGUUGAUAGUGGGACCUGUUGAUAUUGUAACUUUAUUUAAUUAAUUUUAUUAUUAAAAUUAAGUUUGCUACUUUUAUUAAUCUAAGUAUCUAAGUGUAUGAAAAAAUAAUUCUUAGAUUUUAACUAAAAAGUGGAGUGUUAUACUUCGACGAUAACCGUGCGCGUUUUGUGAUUGCGAUGAAUUGUAUUGAAAGAAUAAUAUUAGCUAGUAGUUCUAUAGAAAGUUCAUAUGGCAAAAAUUAUGGUGCAUCUACUUCUGAAUGGACACCGCUGCUGGGGCGUCCCAAAAACAUUCCCGAGGACUUGAUAUCUUUAUUCGUGAUACCGCAACGAUGGGUGAUGGCCAUCAUGGGUUUCCUGGCCGUAGCGAACGCGUACACGAUGCGUGUGUGCCUCAACAUAGCCAUUACACAGAUGGUGAGGCGGCACGCAGCGACUUCGGCCUACGAAGUCGGCUCGUGCCCUGGUGACGUAGAUGAAGUGACAGAUGAAAGCAAGGAAAUAACUGGAUACAAUUGGGACGAAGAAACUCAAGGCAUAAUACUCAGCGCAUUUUACUAUGGUUACAUAGUAACGCAUUUGCCUGGUGGCAUGUUGGCUGAAAGAUUCGGUGGGAAGUACUCCCUCGGCUUCGGCGUGCUCAGUACUGCUGUGUUCACGCUGCUGACUCCAUGGGCGGUGAACAUGGGAGGCGCUACAGGACUUAUCAUACUUCGAGUUCUUGAAGGCUUGGGCGAGGGUACAACAUUUCCUGCCCUGAACGCGAUGUUAGCUCGAUGGGCCCCUGUGUCAGAGCGAGGACGAAUGGGAUCGCUGGUGUUCGGAGGUGCCCAAAUUGGGAACAUUGCUGGGACGUAUUUCUCAGGACUUGUUAUCAAAGAGACCGGUGAAUGGCAAUCGGUGUUUUAUCUCUUCGGUAGCAUCGGGAUCCUGUGGUUUAUUUUAUGGGCGUUGCUGUGUUACAAUGACCCCGAAUCACAUCCCUAUAUUUCGGACAAAGAAAAGAAGUACUUGGAAGAAGCUCUCGGCAGGCAUCACAACAGCCAACCUUCAGCCAUUCCAUGGAAAGCAAUUUUCAUGUCCGUCCCCUUGUGGGCUCUAGUUUGCGCACAGAUCGGUCACGAUUACGGAUACUUCACUAUGGUCACAGAUCUUCCGAAAUACAUGACUGGUGUGCUAAAAUUCGACAUACACAGGACUGGUACGCUUGCUGCGUUGCCUUACGCCGUUAUGUGGAUAAGCUCUAUCAUCUUCGGUUGGUUAUGCGACAAGAUUGUUAAAAGGAAAUGGAUGACCGUUACCAAUUCGAGGAAGACAUUUACGACUAUCGCAUCCGUUGGACCAGGCAUCUGCAUGAUUCUAGCAUCAUACUCAGGAUGUAAUACGGAAGCCGUUGUGAUUCUCUUCACGGCAUCCAUGGGACUCAUGGGUGCUUUCUACCCUGGCAUGAAAGUAAACGCCUUGGAUUUGACCAGCAACUACGCGGGGACGAUUAUGGCGAUUGUAAACGGAAUUGGUGCGAUCACUGGCAUCAUCGCACCCUAUCUUGUUGGACUGCUGACUCCUGAUAGCACACUCACACAAUGGCGAUUGGUGUUCUGGAUCACGCUGGCCGUUUUCAUCGUGACCAACUUAGUAUUUGUCGCAUGGGCUUCUGGUGACGAGCAGUGGUGGAACUCCUCAGCGCAAGACCCGAAGAAGCAAGAGAUUGAAGCCGCGACGAACCAAACAGUGCAAAGUGAAAUUAAAUUGUAAUAAAGACAAUUAGUUGAAUGCAAUCCGAAUACCAGUUAUUGGGAAACAGGAUUGACUAACAUUGACGCUGAAAAGAACAGGUUGUGAAACGAUAGCAGACGCUGUUAUCGAUAUUCAAUCGAUUUCUUAUGUCAAUUGAGUGAUGAAAACGAUUACGGAAAUGUUCCAACUGCAGGAACCCAUUGCAAAGAAUGUGGCUAAUUCUGUUGCACACAAUCUCCACGUCUAGACGUAUUGCUAUCCCUUUCAUAAUGCUCACUCCGGAAAGCAUAAGAAGAAUAGCACUAGAUUUAGCAAAAUUAGCCACAAUAUCUAACGAAAGUAUCUAGUUAAUGUAACAAGAACGGAUUAAAAAAAAAGUGAAACUGUGAGGAAAAUUUUGAUUCCGAUUCGACUAAGCAUGUCGAAUAAAAUUGUGUAGAAAUAGAAAGUACAAAAAUUGAAUUAUUUCGAAAUAUUUAAAUUAAUUUAAGUCUGAAGUAUAUAAUCCAAUAUUGGCGAUUCAUUGAAUCCUCAGCCAGUGCAAUGUGAUAAUAAUAAGUAAUAGUUUAAUAGCAUAUCCUGGUGAUAUGAUAAGGAGUUAUGGACGAAGAAAAUUGAUAAAUACACACGUAGGUACAUAUCACAAUGUAUUGUAUAUUUAGAAUAAUGAAGGAUGUGUCAAAUGAGUCAGAGAACAAAUGUUACAGAGAGAAAAUAUUUAGACAGGUGUUUUACGACUACGACCUGUCGAUACUAGGAAUAUGAUUAUGAGUAGUAAUAAGAAAAACGAAUAAUAAAACGUUGUAGAGUAAAAUAUAAAGUGUAUAGUAUAAAAUUAAAAAAGCCGUUGGUACGUAUACCUACGCUAAGGUUGAAAUCUAUAAAGCGUACUUUGACUUAAGGGUCAUGAGACCGGCCUGCCCGCGAAAUUCAAAUAAUUAAUUUGGUGUUUUGCAAUUUGUAAA
Maniola jurtina (meadow brown) is the source of this 2862-nucleotide messenger RNA. RefSeq names its product putative inorganic phosphate cotransporter. NCBI's taxonomy places the organism in Eukaryota, Metazoa, Arthropoda, Insecta, Lepidoptera, Nymphalidae. Gene Ontology annotation, biological process: transmembrane transport; monoatomic anion transport. Gene Ontology annotation, molecular function: transmembrane transporter activity. The transcript has 8 exons. The record is from RefSeq and is a predicted model, not a curated record. The coding region runs from base 338 to 1915 and encodes 525 amino acids.